Molecule: messenger RNA, 582 nt
Organism: Aspergillus niger
Lineage: Eukaryota; Fungi; Ascomycota; Eurotiomycetes; Eurotiales; Aspergillaceae
Exons: 1
Coding region: 1-582 (193 amino acids)
Biological process (GO): protein complex oligomerization; response to heat; protein folding
Source: RefSeq, a predicted model, not a curated record
AUGGCUUACUUCCCUCGAUUUGCCGGUGACUUCGCACCCUUGUUCCAACUUCUGGACGAUUAUGAUGUCCACCGAUCCAGCCGCCCCAAGAACAGGAAGGCCACACCCGUCCGCUCAUUCACUCCGAAAUUCGAUGUCUAUGAGGUGAAAGACGUAUAUCACUUGGAAGGCGAACUUCCUGGGGCCGAGCCGAGCAACAUCGAAAUCGAAUUCUCCGAUCCACACACUCUUGUCAUCAAAGGUCGCGUGGAGAAGAACGAAGUGGCCACCCCUCAGACAGCGGGUCAAACAUCGCCAACGAAGUCACACCAACCGACAGUUGAGGAUGGUGAUGAAGACGAAGACAACAAAUCAACUAAGUCCUCGGAUAGCCACCCCACACAGCUGGUCUCACAGAAACAAACCGAGCCAAUCUGCAAGUACUGGGUUUCCGAACGCCAGACUGGCGAAUUUUACCGCACAUUCACCUUCCCGACGAGAGUGCAUCAAGAUGCAGUCAAGGCCAACCUGACAAACGGCAUCUUGUCGCUACAGAUUCCAAAGGAGCCUGCCCCUCAAGUCAAGAAGAUCCGCCUCGAGUAG